AUGGCCAGCCAGGAAGAGCCGCGUGGAAAUCAGACUCCUGAAGUUGGAUCAAGAGAUGCCUUGGUAACACUGAUGGAAAACCUAGCACCAUACUCCCGGCCAAUAGUUGUCGGACGCUCUAAGAUACCCGAUAAGAAGCUCGUGGAGAAAGAGUCACGCCAUCAAUCUACGCAUCCUACCCCAGCGCCUUCAGCACAAGUGACCGCAGAUAAGCAAAAUACCUCUAUUAUCACACAUUCCUCAAUUGUUGAUCUCGAAAUGAUCCAAGAUCACUCUGGACACUUUAACGGGCUUUCUGGGAAAUUCCCUGAUUCCGUCCAGUUCAUCAAGGAGCCGAAUUUGCACCGAUUCCAUGCGCCACCUCUAGGGAUGCCAUUGCCCGGACAACACAGAUCCUUGGAAGAACACAUAAUCUGGAUCCUUGCAACUGCCGCCUCGCGAUACCACUCCACACCAUGGCUUCCCGAUUCCUGGAAAAGCAGCCAAGUCGGAUUUUUCAGUCGCGAAAAACUAGCACAGAGCACAAAGGCCCUUUCCCUUCUUACGCCACACCUUAGGAUUGAGGUUACAAGACAAGAUAAAGGAACGGACCGACUUGAGGCCGCUGAUGCGCCACAAAGCAACAAAGACACGGCAUCUAAAUCUAGAGUCUUUGCUCGAAACGCGGUGGUGUUCUCUUUCGGCGUCAUACUUCUCGAACUCGGAUACGGUAAACCGUGGAUCCGGCUCCAGGAAUGGGCCUUCAAAAGUUUGCCAAUAGAGCGGCAGACAGACUAUUAUGCGGCUGAGAAACUUGCCCAGGCAGCGGGACUACGUAGUCGAAUGGGGCUGCGAUUCAGCACUAUUGUUCGCACAUGUCUCGGCUCUGAUUUCGGACUAGGUGAGAAUGGUCUUGCCAGUAAGCAACUGCAAGGAAUUUUCCCCGUGGUUGUUAUUGUCGCACUGAAAGAGAUAGAGAAGGGGCUGAUAGAACUGGGGAGACGACUGGAAUGA
Penicillium subrubescens is the source of this 993-nucleotide messenger RNA. RefSeq lists its product as uncharacterized. The transcript has 2 exons. Lineage: Eukaryota; Fungi; Ascomycota; Eurotiomycetes; Eurotiales; Aspergillaceae. The coding region runs from base 1 to 993 and encodes 330 amino acids. The record is from RefSeq and is a predicted model, not a curated record.